Molecule: messenger RNA, 696 nt
Organism: Nannospalax galili (Upper Galilee mountains blind mole rat)
Lineage: Eukaryota; Metazoa; Chordata; Mammalia; Rodentia; Spalacidae
Product: keratin-associated protein 10-3-like
Exons: 2
Coding region: 1-696 (231 amino acids)
Cellular component (GO): keratin filament
Source: RefSeq, a predicted model, not a curated record
AUGGCCGCCUCCACCAUGUCUGUCUGCUCCGACGCCCACACCGAGUCCUUCUGGCAGGUGGACGACUGUCCAGAGAGUUACUGUGAGCCCUGCUGUGCCCCAAGCUGCUGCCAGUCCACCUGCUGUGCUCCGGCCCCCUGCCUGACCCUUGUCUGCACCCCAGCGAGCUGUGUGUCCAGCCCCUGCUGCCAAUCCACCUGCCCCAGCUCCUCCACACCAUGCUGUCAACAGUCCAGCUACAGCUCCUCCCCCUGUGGCAGCUCCUCCCCCUGCUGUGUGACCCUCUGCUGCAAGCCCGUCUGCUGCACACCAGUCUGCUGUAAACCUGUCUGCUGUGAGCCAGUCUGCUGUGGGUCUUCCUCAUCCUGCGGCCAACAGUCCAGCUGCCAGACCUCGGGCUGCAGCUCCUCACCCUGUGGCAGCUCCUCCCCCUGCUGUGUGACCCUCUGCUGCAAGCCCCUCUGCUGCACACCAGUCUGCUGCAAGCCUUCGUCCUGCUGUGUGCCCCUCUGCUGCAAGCCCGUCUGCUGCAGACCCUGCUCCAGCAUGUCCCUGCUCUGCCGCCCCGUGUGCAGACCCGCCUGCUGCGUGCCCGCCUCCUCCUGCUGUGCCUCCUCCUGCCAGUCCAGCUGCGGCCUUGGGUCCUCCUCUGUGUCCCUGCUCUGCCGCCCGGCCUGCUCCAGCCAGGCCUGCUGA